GUUUUAGGGCUGGGCCUUCUGGAUACUCCUGAGCUAGUGGUAGAACUGGAUUCUUUGUUGCCUCAGCUCACCUGGCCCUGACAGCCACUAAUGCCAUUUAAUGCCCUCAGGCUAGAGACCCAAAUUCAGGCUGGCCCCCUACCACAUCCCAGACACAUCAGCAGCAAGGCUGCUACAGGCCUCCUCAUUCCACCUUCAACUUUGACCUCCAGUCUGAGCCCAGACAAGAUUUUUCUCUCAAUAACCAGGUUUUUCAGGGAUAGGGAACUGCACAAAGCCUAGCUCAACAUCAAAGGGCUGAGAAGGCCACUAGAGACAUUGGGGAUCCCCUCAAGUUCCAUAAAAAGUGGGAAAUUAGGGUCAGAGUCAAUCAUGGAAACAGGUCUUUACAAAGAAGAAAAGUGAAAGCAGCCCUGGACUGGGAGCCCAGGUCCUGAAUUCCAAAUCUGCCCCAGUUACUAGAAGUAUAGGUGACCUUGGGGAAGCACUUUCUCUUCUCUGGGCAGCAAAAGACUUUUCAGUAACUGGUAGAAGCUGGACUCUAUAGUCUCUUAAGGCUCCAGUGUGCCGAAAAGGUGGAGGAAGCUGGGACGCUGGAGCUGCAAUUGACUUUCCUGGCAGGUGGGUCUCUCUGAGCGGCUCCGGAGCAGGCGCCCGGGGCCCUGAUUCUAUGCCUAAGGAGGGGGCCGGAAAAGUGCAGGGGGUGCGCUGUAGUCCCCCAGGAACCCCAAUCUCUCCACCCCGCCUCUCCCAGAGGGCCUCUCGCUCUGGAAUAAACUACCGGUGGCGGCCAGCGCGCCGCGGCCCGAUUGCACCGCGGCCACGGAAAUAAAAGCGCAUGCAAAAGCGAAACCGGGCUCCAGAGAGCUCCAUACUGACGGGACCAGCCCCUGGAGCUUACGGCGUCGCCAAGCAGCUACCCGCCCGGCGUGAGAGGGUGGGGGACUGAGGAGUCCCCGCUAGGGGUUCUGGAGCCUCUCCGCCCCCUGCCAACACCACGCCCGCGUUUAUUUGCAUUUAAAGAGAAACGCACCAAGGAAAACAGUGGGUGAGUCAGGAAACGCUUUCUCACUGUGGUGAUUGGACCACACGCCUGCCAAUCAGGAAGCCAAUGCCCCACCCUGUGGCUGCGAAACUGGGGCGGGGGAGGGGUAUGGGGGAACAGUCCAGAGCCUUGGGAAGGGGAGCUGGUGCAGGAGGUGACUGGAGCCACAGCGGCGGCAGGGGCGGCGGUGGCGACGCUCUCAGCCGUAGCAGCCAAGGCUCCAGCUCCGGCCAGUGCGGCGCAAGAGACAAAAACCGGACUGGAAACCGGACAGGGCCGGGUAUGACACCUUUGAAUACAUUCCGUUCUAAGGCAGUUUGGGAGCCUUAGAGGAGAGUGGCAAGUAGGUGGUUCCGAGAGCCCCCACCAUUCGAGGCAAGCUGGAGAGGCAGGCUCAGUAGCCUGAGGAGAAAGCUGCUGCAUCAAGAAGUUUCACCAGCCCCAGCUGUGAUGCUUCCUGACUGAUGAUGUUAUAACAGUGCCGAGAAGCCAAAAGGCUGCAUUUUUUAGCUGAAUACACCUGAGUUUUCCCCACCAUCAUGGAGACCCGAAAGGAUGAAGCUGCUCAGGCCAAGGGAACAACAGUCUCUAUGGAUACCCAGGAUCAAGGGACAGAGAAAGGGGCCAAAAACAAGGCAUCUGAGACAACAGAAAGGCCCACAUCAGAGCCACCCUCAUCUGGCCCAGGUAGGCUGAAGAAAACUGCCAUGAAACUCUUUGGUGGAAAGAAGGGCAUCUGUACCCUGCCUAGUUUCUUUGGAGGGGGACGAAGCAAAGGUUCUGGGAAAGGCAGUUCUAAGAAGGGUCUUAGCAAGAGCAAGACCCACGAUGGCCUGAGUGAAGCAGUCCAUGACCCUGAAGACAUUGUCAGUGAAGGAACUGGCCUCUCCUUACCUUUGCCUGAGUCAUCAUGCCAACUUCCCAGCUCUCAGAGUGUCCAUGGGUCUUUGGAGACAGACUCCAGAUGCAAGAGGUCUGUGGCUGGAGCCACAGAGAAAGCUGGGGCUGAGAAGGCUCACUUUGUGCCCAAGCCAAAAAAAGGCCUGAAAGGUUUUUUCAGUAGUAUCCGGCGUCACCGGAAGAGCAAGGUCUCUGGGGCUGAGCAAAGCAAUCCAGGAGCCAAGGAGUCUGAGGGGGCCAGAGCCAGGCCUCAUGAGUAUGUGAGCUCAGCCCUUCUGUCCCACACUGAUGAGGUCCUCCAAGCCCCAAGAAAGGAAAAUGCCAAAUUCCAAGAUGUCCCUGGGCCGAACAUUCCUUCAAUAUCAGAGACUUCUCUGGCAGCCACUGAGAAAGCAGCCUUUAAAGAUCCAGAAAAAACCUUGGAGGCCUUUGUCUCAGCAUUCUUGCAGCCCAAACCUGACCCUGAAGCCAGUGGCCCAGAGGAAUUCCAUAGUCCAGAAACAGGGGAGAAGCUUGUGGCAGGAGAGGUAAAUCUACCCAAUGGCCCUUUAGGGGACCAGCUGAGCCUCCUCUUUGGGGAUGUCACAUCUCUGAAGAGUUUUGACUCACUGACAGGUUGUGGUGACAUAAUAGCAGAACAGGAUAUGGAUAGUAUGACAGAUAGCAUGGCCUCUGGAGGCCAGAGGGCCAACCGAGAUGGAACCAAACGAAGUUCCUGCUUGGUGACCUACCAAGGAGGGGGUGAAGAGAUGGCCUUGCCUGAUGAUGAUGAUGAGGAAGAAGAGGAAGAGGAGGUGGAAUUAGAAGAGGGAGAAGAAGUCAAGGAGGAAGAAGAUGAUGAUUUAGAGUAUCUGUGGGCAAGUUCCCAGAUGUACCCAAGGCCCAUACUAAAUCCAGGCUACCAUCCCACAACAUCCCCAGGCCACCUUGGCUACAUGCUUCUUGACCCAGUUAGGUCUUAUCCUGGCUCAGCCCCUGGGGAACUUUUGACUCCUCAGAGUGAUCAGCAAGAGUCCGCCCCCAAUAGUGAUGAGGGUUAUUAUGACUCCACUACACCAGGACUUGAGGAUGAUUCAGGUGAGGCCCUGGGGCUUGUCCAUAGGGAUUGCUUGCCCCGAGACAGCUAUAGUGGUGAUGCCCUCUAUGAGUUCUAUGAGCCAGAUGAUAGUCUUGAGAACUCCCCACCUGGGGAUGACUGCCUUUAUGACCUCCAUUGUCACAGCUCUGAGAUGUUUGACCCCUUCUUGAACUUUGAGCCCUUUUCUUCCCCUCGGCCACCUGGGGCAAUGGAGACAGAGGAAGAACGGCUAGUAGCCAUCCAGAAACAGUUGCUAUAUUGGGAGCUUCAGCGGGAGCAGCGAGAGGCCCGGGAAGCAUGUGCCCAAGAGGCUCACACCAGAGAGGCCCAUGCUCGAGAGGCCCACACCCGGGAAGCUUAUGUCAGAGAGGCCCGACCUCGAGAGGCCUACGCCAGGGAGGCCUGUGGCCAAGAGGUCUGUGGUCGAGAGCUUCAAGUCCGAGAGGCCCAGGUGCGGCAGGAGAAGCCCGUUAUAGAGUAUCAAAUGAGGCCUUUAGGCCCAUCAGUGAUGGGUCUGGUGGAAGGGGCAUCAGGGGCCUCUCAGACUUCCUACAGAGGAACCACAUCAGCUUUCCCUGCCACUGCAAGCAGCGAGCCAGACUGGAGGGACUUCCGUCCUUUGGAGAAGCGUUUUGAGGGAACCUGCUCCAAGAAAGAUCAAAGUACUUGCCUGAUGCAACUCUUCCAGAGUGACGCUAUGUUUGAGCCAGACAUGCAAGAAGCAAAUUUUGGAGGAUCUCCCAGGAGGGCCUACCCUACUUAUUCACCCCCUGAGGAGCCAGAGGAAGAGGAUGUUGAGAAGGAAGGGAAUGCUACUGUGAGUUUCUCUCAGGCCCUUGUGGAGUUCACCAGCAAUGGGAACCUCUUCUCCAGCAUGUCCUGCAGCUCUGACUCUGAUUCAUCCUUUACUCAAAACCUUCCUGAGCUGCCUCCCAUGGUGACCUUUGAUAUCGCCGAUGUGGAACGGGAUGGGGAAGGCAAGUGUGAAGAAAAUCCUGAGUUCCACAAUGAUGAAGACCUUGCAGCCUCCUUGGAAGCUUUUGAACUGGGCUACUAUCAGAAACAUGCCUUCAACAACUACCGCAGCCGAUUCUACCAAGGCCUACCCUGGGGUGUAAGCAGUCUCCCUCGAUACUUGGGACUACCUGGCAUGCACCCUCGACCUCCACCUGCUGCCAUGGCCCUCAGCAGGAGGAGCCGCUCCCUUGACACUGCUGAGACCCUGGAGCUGGAGCUCUCCAAUUCUCACCUGACCCAAGGCUAUAUGGAUUCUGAUGAGCUUCAGGCCCAGCAAGAAGAUUCAGAUGAAGAAGAGGAGGAGGAAGAAUGGGGCCGAGACAGUCCCCUAUCUCUCUAUACUGAACCUCCAGUAACCUAUGACUGGCCUGCCUGGGCUCCCUGUCCUCUCCCAGUGGGGCCUGGCCAUGCCUGGAUAAGUCCUAGCCAGUUGAAUGGGCCUUCUAGCCAUCCAUUUGGGCAGGCAGUCUGUUGCAUAUCUCCUUUCACCAUGUCAAUGUUGCUCUCAGUAUCAGGGCCAGAGCCAAGAGCACCUGGGGAAUCCAAGUCUCAGCUAGCUCGGCCUUCGCACCUACCCCUGCCCCUGGGCCCUUGUUAUAACCCCCAGCCAAAGGCCUCCCAGAGUGUGAGGGCCAGGCCUCAAGAUGUGCUGCUGCCUGUUGAUGAGCCCAGUUUUUCCUCCAUUUCUGGAGGCUUCAGCCCCAGCCCUGUGCCCCAGGCCAAGCCUGUGGGCAUUACUCAUGGCAUCCCUCAGCUGCCCAGGAUCCGGCCUGAGCCCCCAGAGCCUCAGCCCAUUCACUAUGGGGCUUCCAGCCUUGACCUGUCAAAGGAGAAGGCUGAGCAAGGUGCCUCUCUCCCCACCAGCUGCUCCUCCACUGCUAUGAAUGGAAAACUAGCUGAGUAGUCAUCAUCAAUUCUGGAGUGAGGGGCAUGGGGCCUGAGCAUGUGAAUGGGGAUCAGGGUUGGGCAGAGGGGUGGGGGUGGGGGUUACUGUUUAACUUGAAAAUUCUUUUGGCCAAGGAAAGCUCCUAUGAGUUUUCACCUUUGUUUUCCCACUUCCCUUCUGUGGCCACAUUCAGCUCAAGUACAUCUGCCCUGGGAGAUUGCUGCUUCUGUGCUCCAAUUUUUGUUUUUGGGUUUUUACCUUGUGACCCAUGCAGGGUUUGAGAUGCUCUAAUUUUGUGCCUAUUCCAAUUGCCAAGGUAGUGAUUUUAUAUAUGUAUAAAAUCUCUGCCAUUUUUCCAUCCAGUAGAUGAGCAGCCAAAUCUACACUGCCUCCCACUUGGGGACAAGGAGCUUGUUUGCUAUUAGCAGUGUAAAAUUAUGGUACAAAUCCUCCCCACUCCCACUUCCUUUGGUCUUGCCAUAGCUGCCACCAUCACAUCAGAUAGUAUAAUCUAGUAGCCCCAGCUAGCUGUCCUCAGAGAGGAUCAAGUAGCAUGUGUCUCACUGCCUAUUGCUAUGGACUUAGGUAUCAUAACCAGUGAGGGUCUUUUAACCUGGCCUGCUAUAGCUUGGGUUGAAGACAAAAAUGCUAAUUUCCUUAAUGUAAUGACCAAAUUCAUCUAGUUGCAAACAAGACAGGGUUAUAUUGUAGACACUACCAUAGGUCUUGAGCUCCGGAAUAAUAGGAUUUUUUUUCCUUCUUUGUUUCUUUAAGCUUGUGACAGCCUGAAUUGCAGAUGCUUUUGAAUUUUGGUUCUUUUUUUUCUCCAAAGGAAAUUUUCGUUAUCUCAUUACAAGGAACACAUUCUUUUAAUCGAGAUACGGGAAGAGAAGUGGCCUAAACUAGGCUCGGCUGUAGGGGAUGGAAUUUUUGCAGGUUGCAGGAGAAGGAUAGGAAAAGGAAUUCAUUCAUUCUUUUCACAGAAGAGAGGAUUUCAUACAUUGCAGAGCUCAUGUCAACUCAGCUUCUUAAAAGGGAAAAUUGCUUUCCCCCAAAGACAAAAAGUUCCUUAAGCCUUGCCCACCCUUUCACUGGAUGCUUUAAAGAGGCUUCAUGCUAGCAUUCCCAAGAGACAGGACACCAAGGGUAUUUAGGUUACUGUUCCAGUUUUUCUAAAGAGCCUUCAUUUUCCAAUUAGCCAAGUUCUUAGUAUCAUCAUAGGACUGGGCGUCUUGAGAGGAAAGACUGAUCUGCCCUCAGUCUGCCAAGCUGAAGGACUCCAACUUGUGUGGUAAUUGCAGCUCCUUAUGGAAAGAAUGGCACCCUUAUUUCUGCAUUCACACAGUUUUCAUGUUAAACUAGCUUGGAAAUAUUGGUGAGGAAGAGUUGCUGUCAGGAAGACAUUGCAACAGGCUAAUCUUACCAGGCUCUAUCUCUCAUUAAUCACCAAUACGGAGGGGUCCUUUUAAAUUUCACCAUUGGAAAUGGUAAAUGAAACUUUUUACCUAGGCAUGUUGACCCAAAUUAUGAUCCUUGCUCCCUUGAUCCUGUCCCCAUCCUCCACCCAUCUCCAUGCCUAUUAAGAGGCAAAGAGGGCUCUUGGUAUUCCAGAAGAGAUGCUGUUGCCUGCCACCUGAAGUUGAGAUGACUUUGUGGGAAGACUGCCCCUUGGCCAUGGGAUGUGUGUGCUGGCCUUUGUCACCAUUUUUAGGAUUGGGGUUGGCCCAGUGCCCAUCCCCACAAAAAGUAAACCUGGAUGGUAGAAGGUGUACCCCUGGAAGCACCACAUGAAUUUGCAUGGCACCGACACCAACACUCAAGGGAUGACUUUGUCUGCAUUGUGAAGAAAUCUGUCAGUCAUGAAGCUGGAGAAUCAAAGAAGGUGAGAAAGGCCCUCCUCAACCCUAGCAUAGCAUUCCAAGAGAGAAGUGCCCCAAUUCUGGCUUCUCACCAAAGUUGCCCUGGGAGGGUGGGACUAAAAUUGUCCUGGCUGUUUGGCAGGAAGGAGACACUCACCAAAUGCCUUUACAACAGAGGAACGCUCACCACUUGCCUCUUCUGUCUCUGCUUGUCCUUCAGGGCAGCACAAGCUCCUGUUUGUAUGUAGACUGUGCCAACCACAGCAGGUAGUAGAACCAUCACCAACCACCAGAGCCUGCUGGAUCACCAACCUGUCUGAGAAGAGAAAAAGUAGGUGGUCAGCCUUUGGCCAAGGGCUGAGAGCUGCAGUCUCUAACAAGAGGGCAGCAAGAGGUACCACCUCUGAAUAGGGCAGUCAUAGCCCUGACACACAUUGCUGGGCUUUGGAAGGUCUCAUAUCACAGUAAGUUUUAGGACUGAGCAUCAGCUCAUGGUUUGAACACUGCUGCCUGCAAGUCCUUUCACUGUCCUGGCCAGCCCAGAGAUAGGAUCCUUACCAUCAGAAAUAAGGCAGUCAGGGUGCAUGGCUGCAGAAGCAGCCUCCUUUGAGUCUACUCUAGAUCCAAGCAGUUCAUUUCUGAAUCCCAGCUGUGGCCUAGAAGAGGAAGGAGGACCAGCUGGAGACUUGUGUGACAGCACAGGGUGACACUGGGAGAGCCAGCCAAGCUCUAGGCCUCUCCCCAAACAUACACCAGUGUUUGCUUGGCUAACACCAAAUAUGUCCCAGACUACUAAAUGUGUAGAUGUUAAGUCCACAAAUGAACACCAUUUCAGCAUUGCAAGGUCAAUGUUUUUGGAUGUGACUUCACAGGAAGGUACGACUUGAGAGAAGGUGACUGCUCUUAGCUAUCCAGCAAGCAGGCUUAUAUAUAGUGUCAGAUAGCUCUGAUCCUGAGAAUUCCCAAAUGAGACUGAUCCUUAGGGGACCAAUGACUGUGGAUAGAGAAAACCACUUAGAAUGUCUCUCCCAGGGCUGUCAGUUUCUCUGUUUUAACGUCUUCAAGGAAGCCCUGCCUUGGGGCUCUUUUAAGGCCUUCCCCAACCAUCUGGACUCAACUUAGGCACCAGUCCAUGAGCCUUCUGGGCCAAAGGCUUUGGUCAACACCAGUCUUUUCUCCCUCAAUACUGUACCAAGGAGGGAAGUAGCUUCCCACACCCAAGGUGCAUUCCCCUCAUCCUGCUGCCAGUGACUUUCCUACCCUUGCCACUGCUACCACCCCACCUGCCCUCGGCCCUCAGGCCCAAUUGCUAGAGGGAGACGGGGUUUAGCAGGGAGACUUCAAGUUUACCCAUGUGUAUGUUGCAUCCAAGUUGUUUUUAAUAUAUAUAUAUAUAUAUAUAUCUCAAAAGUCAAUUAUCUAUUUUUGUAUUGUUUGCAUUUUAUAUUCAUGGAAAACAAUGUAUCAAUUGUUCUUUUCUGAUAUAUUUUAUUUUUAAGCGGUGCUGUUUACAGUUUUAGACAAAACGAAGAUGACACAAAAAUUGCUGCUGCUUGUGCAGAGGGUUGGCAUCUCAAUUGCCCAGGACCCUCGCUCUUUCCCCUCUCCCCAUCCCUGAUGUAUCGCACUGUCCAUCCCCUCCCUCCAUGAUAGGGACAGCAUAAGAUGCCCAGGUAUUAAGACAAAUGCCAGGUGACUCAGGCAUGUGGAACCUGGUAGAUAGCAUGUCUUUUUAUGGUUUUAUUUUUUUCUUUCAGACUCACCCUUCCCUGUGUGUAGAUCUUCUAGAAGUACUCAUGUCUGUGUCUCUCUCUUUCCUCUUUAUGUUUUCCGCUCUAGUUUUGAAACCAGAAUGCCCAUGUUUUGCUAUUUGUCAUGUUGGGUUUCUCCAAAGAGCAUUUUGGGGGUAUUCUCCACCCAGUAAGGAGGGCAGGAGAUUUCUCAACUAUUCCCCCUUUCCCCAAGAAGCUGGGGGAGACAAAUGAAAGUGAUGCUUGAACCAUCAGGAAUUAGCCAUCUCAUUGAGGAAACCCUUACAUGGGACUUUCCAGGAGCUCAGUUGAUUGUGACAUUCACCCAGAAGAGAUGUUGGGGAAUUCCUUGAUCCCUCUUGCUGCUUUGGGGGAAUCUCUUCCUCUACCACCAUUCCUACUCCCCUGCUGUGCUCCAGCUCACACAUGGAUGGAACUUUGGGGGAACAGUGACUAUUAGGGUGAUGGCUUGCUGGCCUGAUUCCCUACUUUUCCAUUAUAUAGUCACUCCAAAGAAGAAAAUUCACAUGGCAUGUGUGUGUGUGAGGACUGGACCUACUGAGAGGCGGGGCUUUAGUUAUUAUUCUUGUUACUAUUGGUGCUUAUUUUCCCUGAUGUAUAUGGGGGUGGGGUGGGGUGGGGUGGGGUUGGGGGGAACCAAGAAUGUAUACUUAGGUCAUGUUAAAUAAAAUGGCUGGGGGACAAAGGGAAGAAGUUGGAAACUGCAGUACAUCCUUACCCCAGAUAUAAGAGUUCUUUCUCUCCCAGUGAAAAAUGGGAAGCAUGGCCCCUGGAUGUGCCCUAGCUUCCCCUUCCUUAUCCCUGAGACAUCAUGGAAUUGCCUGGAUUGUGACCUCUCCAAUCCUAGUUCUCAUUGAUGUCUAGAUAUCUUGAUGCACUGCCUGUUUGUAACAACGAAUAUUUCUUUUACUGAAUGUUAAUAAACUGGGUUCAAGAGGGACCCCCGGUCACUAAA
Molecule: messenger RNA, 9512 nt
Organism: Bubalus bubalis (water buffalo)
Lineage: Eukaryota; Metazoa; Chordata; Mammalia; Artiodactyla; Bovidae
Gene: AMER1
Product: APC membrane recruitment protein 1
Exons: 3
Coding region: 1585-4944 (1119 amino acids)
Biological process (GO): regulation of canonical Wnt signaling pathway
Cellular component (GO): plasma membrane
Molecular function (GO): phosphatidylinositol-4,5-bisphosphate binding; beta-catenin binding
Source: RefSeq, a predicted model, not a curated record